This is a messenger RNA of Schistosoma guineensis, 1875 nucleotides long. The record is from the annotation of a GenBank genome assembly. Lineage: Eukaryota; Metazoa; Platyhelminthes; Trematoda; Strigeidida; Schistosomatidae.
AAAAGAGGUCAUUUUAAGCCACUAUUUGCUUAUGGUUCCAAUCCCGUUGCUUGUACCCAAUCAUUUGCAUAGACUUCCUCCAAUUACCCAGUGGUCACCGUUUAAUAUCGCUUUCUGAAUCCAGUUUAGAAGUCAUUAUUUAUAUGGCAUAUUCUGACGAAGACCAAAGUACCUAUCUAAAGGAUGUCUUCAAAUUUUACAAACACUUAAACUAUACACAUGAUGUUCGCGAACAAAUACGGAGAUACACUGACUCAACUUUCAAGGAAGCAGUAUUCACUAGGUUGCCGGAUUCACGUUCAGAUUGUUCAGUGCAGACUAUACCAACCGAAGAUUUUUUCAUAAUAAAGAACUUCUUCAGUCCAAUUGAAAUUAAAGAUUUAUGGCUUGCUGCACUGACAGAAUGGUGUCACUCGCCGACGGCUCAAUGUAAUUUGAGCACAAAUGUGUCUCAUAAUAAUCGUAUGUUAUUCAUUUUCACAACUUAUGCGAUAGGGAUUACUUGUACUGAUCCAUGGUAUUCUAAACUCCGUUGGAUAACUUUAGGCUAUCACUAUCAGUGGAGCGAAAGAAUUUACAAUGUAUCUAAAGUUGGUGAAUUUCCAUCGUUGCUGUAUGGGACUACAGUAAACAUUAUCAACUUCCUUAAGCAUUUAAUUGAAGAAGGAGAGAUUUCUUCUAGGAAUUCAUCUCGUCUUUUGGAACAGUGCCGAAAUUACACUCCAGAAGCGUCAAUUGUGAACUAUUAUCGAACAAAAACAACCAUGGGCUUCCAUUCUGAUGAUGCAGAAAUAGAUAAGGAAGCUCCUUUGGUUUCGAUUAGCGUUGGACCCACUGCAUUAUUCUUACUAGAAACAUCAGAAGCCAUCAAGUAUGAAUUCGACGUUUCAUUGCAUGGGAGUUUUAACCGAGCAGUUGACUAUGACCACGUACUACCGAUUUACCUUUGUCAUGGUGAUGUAGUAAUAAUGGCUGGUAAAAGUCGUCUGGCUCGUCAUGCAGUCCCAGUAAUUUUCUUCGAUGAUGAUACAGAGGUUGUGUCGAAAGGAGCUCUUCGUGUUAGUCAUGAUAUUUGUGAAAAAUUUUUAAAGCAAGAUCAUAAUGAUGAUGCGUGUACACACUGCCAAGAGUGUCUAACAUAUAUUAGGACUACACGUAUAAAUAUGAAUAUACGCCAAGUAAUGCCUGUUCAUAGAUAACGCGAAUGUUGAUAUUGUUUUAUUUUUCAAUUAUUCAGUAAAUUUUACUAUACGAUACAUUUCUAGUACUACAAUAAAUACCUUGUCUUUCGAAAAGCGUCAACUACUUCUUAAAUCUAGUCUAGCGAUUCUGUAUCGUUAUUUAUUUUAUGCUGUGUUUCAAGAGAUUACGAGUUCACCUAAUCUGCGAACGGGACGAAGACUCAGUUUCACAAGGACCAAAUAAGUUAACUAUUCCGAUGCAUCCCAGUCUCGCUAACUAAAGAGAGGAGUUCAGGUUCAGAAGAGGGGAAUGUAUUCCACAAGCAGUCAGAAGCCCGAACAACAAGCACAACUUAAACGCAUAUAUACAGCAUGAAAAAUAUCCUUGGGAAACGUUACAAAAUAGCAUAUGAAGAGACAACGAACCAGUGUGGGAAAUGAAAAUGGAAUGAGCGCUUUUGGCGCGAAAAAACUCAAAAUAUAAAAAUAAGAUAUUUACCUCGAGUUCUAGAGAUCUAACAUCGCCAACAUUUUAUCAACCCACCGCUUUAAUAAACAUACUUUUGCGACAAAAUGUGUUCUUUGAAAUGAAUCUCACACAUUUUACGGUUUAUUUUCUAAGCGUCACUGUCCAUAUGCAGUGUUUACUCCAAUUCAUAUCUAUUCGAUAUUAGGUUUGAAUGUAAGCUUAUCU